AUGGGGGGAAUCACAGAGCGUGACGGGCCUCCCUCGGGUGCCGACGAGUUUUUGAAACUCAUCUCAGACCCAUUUUCUUCCGGAAUCAGAUAUGACGCUUUUUGGGCCUCACUGGGCACGUCUAUUGGUAUAACGGUCGGCCUGGCUCUUCUCUUCUCUUUGGUCCGCCCUCGAAACUCCGUGGUAUACGCUCCCAAGUUGAAACAUGCAGACAAAGCUCAUGCACCACCGCCGCUGGGCAAAGGAAUCUUCGCCUGGAUAACGCCCAUAAUCAAACUCAAGGAAGAUGAACUUGUUGAUCGCAUAGGCAUGGAUGCGACUGUGUUUCUGCGCUUCACAAGAAUGUGUAGGAACAUUUUCUUAACAUUGAGCGUGGUAGGAUGUCUCAUCAUGAUCCCGGUAAACGUCGCUCUCAACGACAAAAAGUCCACCAAAGGUCAGUCGCUAUUUGACCUUAUGACGCCAAGAUGGAUUUGGGGGAAACCGCUCUGGGCAAACGUUGCUUGUGCCUGGGCGUUUAACGCCAUCAUCAUAUACUUUCUUUGGCAUAAUUAUCGUGCCAUUCACAGGCUAAGGAAACGUUAUUUCCUGAGCCAGGAAUAUCAGAGGAGCUUGCACGCGAGGACUGUGAUGAUCACCCACAUUCCAACAUCUUAUCGAACCGAUGAAGGCUUGCUGCGUCUGACUGAUGAGGUCAACCCUACCGCCAGUAUACCCAGGGCUUCCAUCGGCCGAAACAUGAGGGAGCUGCCGGAACUGAUCAAGGAGCACGAUACUGUGGUCAGGGAGCUGGAGAAGGUUCUGGCAAAAUAUUUCAAAGACCCCGAUCAUCUCCCGCCAGACCGCCCGCUUUGCAAGCCCUCGAAGAAGGAUCGGAGUGGACGAUCUCCAUCUGAGCGGGUAGAUGCAAUUGAUUAUCUUACCGAUAGAGUUCGGGAACUGGAAUUGGAAAUCAGACACGUUCGGGAAUCCAUCGAUAAACGAAACGCCAUGCCCUAUGGGUUUGCUAGCUGGGAUACCAUCGAGGAUGCCCACGCCGUAGCUUUUGCGGCUCGGAACAAGCAUCCGCAUGGUACUACUAUCAGACAAGCGCCACGGCCCAACGACAUUAUCUGGGAUAACCUCGCGUUAACAAAGGCCAACCUAAGGUGGAAACGGUUUAUCAAUGUCGUUUGGUCCACCAUCCUAACAGUUAUUUGGAUCGCGCCUAAUGCUAUGAUCGCUAUCUUUUUGACCAAUUUAACCAACCUCGGAAAGGUAUGGCCCGCAUUUCAGACAUCAUUAAACGGAAACCCCAAGACCUGGGCCGCUGUCCAAGGUAUCGCCUCACCAGCUAUAUUGUCGUUGGUGUAUGUUGUACUUCCAAUUAUAUUCCGACGACUCGCAACUCAAGCUGGAAAGAAGACCAAGACGGCUCGCGAGAGACAUGUUAUUCAUAGUCUCUAUGCCUUUUUCGUAUUCAACAACUUGGUGGUCUUCUCUUUGUUCUCUACCGUUUGGCAAUUGGUGGCUGUAAUCAUCAAAGCAAAGGAGGAUGGCAAGGACGCCUGGAAGGUGCUUCAAGUGGGGGGCUACUUUCAAAAUUUUGUCGUUGCUCUUAUCCAGGUCGCUCCGUUCUGGGUCAAUUGGCUGUUACAAAGGAAUCUGGGUGCCGCCAUCGACCUAAUCCAGAUGAUCAACAUGGUUUGGAUCUUCUUUGCAAGAAAAUUCCUUAGCCCAACACCUCGCAGGUCGAUCGAAUGGACUGCUCCUCCUCCAUUUGACUAUGCAAGCUAUUACAACUACUUCCUAUUCUACGUCACCACCGCACUCUGCUUCUCUACCUUGCAGCCUAUUGUCCUCCCGGUGACAGCGUUGUUCUUUGGUGUUGAUACAUGGCUCAAGAAGUACCUUCUUCUAUAUAUUUUCGUCACCAAAACGGAAUCUGGAGGUUGCUACUGGAGACUUAUCUUCAACCGCGUGGUCUUUGCUGUCAUCCUCUCCAAUUUCGUCACUGGACUUAUGGUUACGGCCCGGGGGACAUGGACUAUGGUCUUUUGCUUGGUUCCGCUUCCACUUCUCAUGUUAGGCUUCAAAUGGUACUGUCGAGCCACCUUCGACAACGAAAUGCAAUACUAUAACCGCGCUUUGGUUACUGAUCCGGAGGCUAUGACUAGUAGUAAGUCUUCCAAGAAGAUGGCGGAGCGCCUGAGCUCCCGCUUCGGACACCCUGCCCUCUACAAACCGCUUACCACCCCAAUGGUCCAUGCGAAGGCUGCAGGAGCACUGGAGAAGAUCUUCCAGUCUCGUCAAGGCAUGGGCGCAGAGACCGGAGAAUAUUCCGAUAUCGCCAUGCAUAGAAUGUCAGCCACGCGACCUGGAAAAUCGGACGUCGCCCGGGACGCGCCGUUCGAAGUUGUUGCUGAAAACCAGCUUGACUUCUCCUACUUCAAAGACCGGCCGGACUUCCGCGAUGAAUUUGGUGGUGGUAUCUACGGACGACCAGACGAUGUGUUUACCGAGAGAUCCCAUACCCCUAAGAGUUUCCUUAUUGGUGCAGGGGGCUCACCUAGCUCCUCACGGGCAUCAUCUCCUACCCCAUCCACUUACAGUCAACAGCAAGCGCGUGGUGUAACUUUCCAAGGGCCUCACGGCAGAUUCCCGCAGCUUGCUGAUCACCCUGCAUUUCAGCCUAAUGACACUGACGAACCUACGUUCUACACGGCUCCUAAUGAAAGUGAGCGAGGGCUAUUGAGCCAUGCCCAAACCACUCCACUAAGACAUGACGGCGAUAUUGGGUCGAUGGAUCGAUGGCACUCGCAUUCAUCGGAGUUCCGAGAUGAGAGUCCAGCAUCUCACUUUGAGCCAUAUAGGGGCCACCGUUGA
Molecule: messenger RNA, 2865 nt
Organism: Arthroderma uncinatum
Lineage: Eukaryota; Fungi; Ascomycota; Eurotiomycetes; Onygenales; Arthrodermataceae
Product: DUF221 family protein
Exons: 2
Coding region: 1-2865 (954 amino acids)
Cellular component (GO): plasma membrane
Molecular function (GO): calcium-activated cation channel activity
Source: RefSeq, a predicted model, not a curated record